Messenger RNA from Cyprinus carpio (common carp), 4950 nucleotides. RefSeq names its product ANTXR cell adhesion molecule 1c (gene antxr1c). Gene Ontology annotation, cellular component: membrane. Lineage: Eukaryota; Metazoa; Chordata; Actinopteri; Cypriniformes; Cyprinidae. Gene Ontology annotation, molecular function: signaling receptor activity. The record is from RefSeq and is a predicted model, not a curated record.
GAGCAGGAGAAGAAACUGACCCCCAAAAAAUCUGCAAGGGUAGAAAUAGGACACCGGCUCCUCUUUUGCCAACUCUGAGCCUGGGCUCUUUUCUCAAACGACUCCGUCUUUGCUUUGCACAUUAACAUCAAAUAUCAAGCGCUUGAAACAAUACAUCUGGCCUUUAACACGUGGAUUUCGUGCAGCAACAGUCCCUCAGAUUCCCCCAAAACAGCAAACCGGCUUGUUUUUUUACAUAAAGAAAACCGAACAGACACUUGGGACCCGUUUUUCUGUGGCGCUUUCUGUGCAGUACUCAUUGGGAAUAGCGUGUUUUCGUCUUAUCUCAAGUUUUGGAUUUCAGACUGAUGUAAGGACUGCGUCAACAUCCGCAAAACUCCUCUUCUUCUUCUUUGUGUGCAUCCUUCCCUCAGGAUCUCAGCAAAGGCUCUUUUUUCAGUGGAUAAUGUGAAUGGCCGUCUGCUUUGUUGAGGAUUGAUGUUUUUGCAAUAAGAAACCAUGGCACGUUUAGUAGUAAAAAUGUGUCUUUGCGCACUUUUCUUUGGACUUUUGUUGUUCACGCUUCCAUCUGCAAGAGCCGAAGAUGAUGUGGAGGAGGAGAGAUCAUGUCAGGGAGCCUUUGACUUGUAUUUUGUCCUUGACAAGUCAGGAAGUGUCAAACACCACUGGCAUGAAAUCUACAAUUUUGUUGAACAUUUGGCUGAGAAAUUCACCAGCCCUAUGCUGCGGAUGUCCUUCAUCGUGUUCUCAACCGGCGGAAACACAAUCAUGAGGCUCACGGAAAACAGGGAGAACAUAAGAAAAGGCCUGAAUGCUCUGAGACGAGAGAUCCCAGGUGGAGAUACAUUUAUGCAUCUUGGUCUAGAAAAGGCAAAUGAGCAAAUACACCGAGAAAACUUUGGAACUGCAAGUGUCAUAAUUGCAUUGACAGACGGUGAGCUUCAAGAACAUCAGCUGAUAGCAGCUCAACAAGAGGCGGCACGAGCUCGGGCAUUGGGUGCAAUCGUGUAUUGUGUUGGAGUUAAGGACUUCAAUGAAACACAGCUGGCUACCAUAGCAGACACCAGUAAGCACGUGUUUCCCGUCUUGGGAGGAUUCCAGGCGCUGAGAGGAAUGAUUGACUCGAUCAUCAAAAAAUCUUGCAUCGAGAUAUUGGCAGCGGAGCCAUCCAGCGUAUGUGCAGGAGAGUCAUUUCAAGUGGUGGUGAGAGGGAAUGGAUUUCGACACGCCAGAAACAUAGACCAGGUCCUGUGCAGCUUCAAAAUCAACGACACGGUCACGCUCAACGAGAAGCCUGCGAGCGUUGAGGACACGUUCCUGCUGUGCCCCGCGCCUGUUAUAAAUGAAGUCGGAAAGGUGGUGUACCUGCAAGUCAGCAUGAACGAGGGUCUGUCGUUUAUCACCAGCUCCGUUCACAUAACCACAACUGAGUGUUUUGACGGCACCAUCCUCCUGAUCACGCUGCUGGUGCUCUUUCUGUUGUUAGGUCUGUUGUUCAUGUGGUGGUUCUGGCCGCUUUGCUGCACCGUAGUGAUCAAGGAACCUCCACCUCCUCCUCCUCCAGAGCCUGAGUCAGAUGAUGAGGAUGGGAUGCCAAAGAAGAAAUGGCCCACAGUGGACGCGUCGUAUUACGGCGGUCGAGGAGUUGGAGGAAUUAAACGAAUGGAGGUUCGCUGGGGAGGGAAGGGCUCUACUGAGGAGGGAGCAAAGCUGGAAAAACCCAAAAACGCUGUCAUAAAGAUGCCCGAGCAGGAGUUCGAACCCUUUGAACCCAAGCCCAAAAAAGCAAACAGGAAGCCAGUUCAAGACAGGAAGUGGUAUUCUCCCAUUAGGGGUAAAAUCGAUGCGAUCCUGGCUCUUUUCCGACGUGGAUAUGAUCAAGUUUCACUUAUGAGGCCACAACCGGGAGAUCAUGGUCGAUGUAUUAACUUUACACGAGUCAAAGAGGAGGCGGCAGCGGCGGCGGCGGCAGCCAAAGCUCCUCCUCGAGCUCAAAGCCCACCUCCACCUCCACCAGACUACCAGGCCGAUCCCAGCCCCGUCACCUCCCCUCCAAACAGCCCGCCUCCGAGAGGACCGCCACUGCCCCAGCCUCCGCCGGGACCCCCGCCCGCCCGCGUCCCGCCAGGACCGCCCUGUCCCCCUCCGUCACGCGCCCCCCCGAGCCUCGCCGGCAGACCAUGAGAAAAAGAUCCAGCGUCCACCUCCAGUGCAAUUCAUCCUUACAGCCAAAUAAAUGCUCCUCUCACCAAAAAAUGCACGCGGUAUUUAUCAGUCAGGUUCGAUUAGGAUGUGGUGUGUAGUUUGUUGCUGGACAGCAAAAAAAAAAAAAAAAAAGUAAGAAAAGCAAAAAGAAUUAACUGUCGUGACAAAAAUUCAACUACUGAGUUUUCCAUACGCAGAUUAAGAGAGACCGUUUUCAGCUUUCUGCUCUUUUUUUAUUGAGGCUGGACAGAUUAUUCCCUUUGCGUUCAUGUACAGAGUAUUUUAAAGCACAUAUGAAUCCUAUGAGCUUCUGAUAUCAUGCCAAAAUGUCCAAAGUAACCAGUAUUAGAUGCUAUGUUAUAUUGUUAGUGCCUCUCUAAUAUUUAGAUUUUUGUUUAUUCAGUGUUGAGUUGCCGAUUUUACAACAGUUGUUGAGUUGCAGGUUCUCUCAGGUGAGUCUCUGAUCCUGUUCAAAGGGGAAUAUCAUCGCACGUCAAAAUGUCAGAUGAACGCAAGUGAUGAAUGCGUAGAGGCAGGGUCGGAUGGUUUCUUUUACUGUAGAUUCAGGAUUAAUGUCUUCGUAUGUCACAAGUUCCUUCGUUUAGGUACGGCUGAUGUGCAGGGUUCGUCUCAAAUCACGCGGUUGCUGGAAUUCUGACAGAUUCUCGAAGGUGCAAAAGUGGGAUUCAAGAAUGGGUUCGAUUUUAUUCCAGAUCUUUAUCUGCACUGAGAAAAAAUAAUGGGAACCUAAAAAUCGACAUUUAAUGGUUUUGUUCAAAUCAUAGAAUAGAAUUUAGCAUUACUGAAUCAACCUAAAUACAUGCAUCUAUAUCAACACAACUCAUUGUUAUGGGUUAAAUCUGGUAAAAAUGGCCCUUUAAGGUAACAAUUGCAGGUUACCGCAUUUUACAGUGUGGGUGAAUGUCAUGAAAACAUGUCCAGGUCACAUUUCACAAUGAAAUUAAAAGAAAAAAAAGAAACAAUAAAAAGAAAUGUAGAUUUUUUUUUCCAUUAUGGCAUUAUUUUCAAGUCAAUUACGCGCAUUUAAACCCCAAAUUCUCAUUACUGUCAUGCAUCAAGAUUAGUUUUUUUUUAUUAUUAUUAUUUAAUUACCAUUAUUCUCAAUUAUUUUUAUUAAAUUAUCAGUAUUGUAAUACACUUCUCAAAAUUGCAUCAUUACGAUGUUUUAUUAUCAGCGUUUCGUAAUAAUUCAAGUUUCGUUAUUGUGUGGGAUUUUGGAUGUUUUUUUUGUUUUUUGUUUUUUUUUUGAGUUUAUACUGUACUUUUGUCCAACACCUAAAAAUGAUUCAGGUGUAUGAGACAUUCUAUGUAAUAAAUCAAGAAAUAUGUAUGCAAAUGUUUUUGACACUGAAUAAACAAUAAAAAAAGAUAACUGCAUAUAUUUAUCUCAAAAUUCAGACUCUGGAAAAAUUGUCAGACCUGUGCAAUUUCAAGUUUGCAUCACGAAAUUCUGACUUUUUUUGUCCCUCAGAAUUCAGAAUUUUUUCCCUUUUUUUUUUUUUUUUUUUUUUUUGCUUCCACCACGGAAUUAAAAAAAUUAUAAAAAAUUGUGACUUUUCAUCUUACAGUUCUGAUUUUUCUUUUCAGGAUUGCAAGUUUAUAUCUUGCCAUUCUGACUUUAUAUUUUUCCAUUCUGACUGCAAAGACACAAUUGUGAGAUAUGAAUUCAGAAUUGUAAGAUAAAAAGUUGCAAUUGCCUUUUUUAUUUUUUUAUCUUGUGGCAGAAACAAGCUUCCAUAAAUGUAUAAUACAAUAUUAAUAUCUGCAUAUAUUAAAGUAAGUACAACAAAUAUUAUCAUGAUGUAUAAAUACUAAAUAGAAUUUUAAAAAGAUAUAAAUUUGAUUUUUUUUUUUUUUUGCAUUAUGGUAAUGAGAAUCAAGAGGGUGUCCUAAAUGCAAUUUUAUUUUUUUUAAUGAUCCAGGCAUGAUCUUGACGGGUUUCAUGAAAUCAAGUUUGAUUUUUGUAAAGGUUGAACCUCUAAAUGCGAAGUCAGGUCAGUUCUCGUCAUCUUUUCUGUAUUCCACAGCUGUACUGUACGUAUGUCGAUAUUGCGUUUCAUCAUCAAACAUAUUGCAACUGCAGGGCAGUUCACAGCAUUUAAUUUAUUAUCCCCACACCUAAAGGAAGGUACUUGAAUAUGACAAGGUGUCCUCUGUUACAAACAGGACACUGUGCAUGAAACCAAAAAAAAAAAAAUAUUAAAAUAAAAAAAUCACUUAGCCUCAGAUAACAGCCAGUGCCUUCUAUGUGUUUGUUUUGUUUUGUUUUUAAUUACUUUUUUAUACGUCAUUCAAGUAAGAUACAGUAGCUCUGUUUAUACUUCUGUUGUAAUAAAAAGAUUGGUGCAUGAAUUUUGUUUUCACAUUCUCCCCAUUUUGCCAUGAAAGUGAACUAGUGCUCAGCUGUGAACAAGCAAAAACUUUAACUUCUCCCAGUUAUUAAAAUGAGAUAUAAUCUGGACCAAACCGAAGCUAUUGAAGGCAACAGCUGCAGUGUGAUGCAAUAGUUUUGUGCUUUUGUUUUGUCUUAUUUGUUGUGGCAAUCAUUUGAAACAUUGUGAUCUGUACUAUUCCACACACAAAGUUGAUACCAGAAUUAUAAUUCACAGUUAUAUUGUGUUAUGAUGUAGUAAGUGUAUUAACAACAAUACUGAAGCAUCUAUUGAAAGGCUCAUAAAGUUUUCUUUUUCACAGUAUUAUUAAAGGUCAACUUUCAAGCUUUCA